UCCCCUGAUGCCCAUAGUUGAUGUGGCACUCGCUGCAUUUAUCCCCACCUCCGCCUCCUCUCGAUUGGUCACGCCUUAGCUUCGCGGUGCAUAUGGGGGCAAAAUGGCUGCUUCCACCUCCCCGCAGACCCAAACAAUAGCGGAAAAGCUGUCUGCUCUCUGCCGCCGGGAGUCCGAUGCACUGCGGACCGGCGAUGACAAGGAAGCAGCCGAUGAAGAGGAUGAGGAGGGUCUGCGACUUUCCUCACUGGAUGCUCUUUGCUCCAGUACUGGAAAAAAGGACAGCCUCUCCCUCAGGGAGGAUGUAGACGGCAAGGUCAAGAAGUGGAAAUGCGAGGUCUGUGACUCUCAGUUCGAGAGCAGACGUGGACUCUCCAUCCACUCUCGCGCUCACUUGCGCCAGCUGGGCUUCACCGUCUCAGAGAGUGGCGGGUCGGCCAUCGAGCUGCUCCACCGGGUAGCCAUGGAGCGCAGCAUAGACGGCAAAAUCAGCUCAUCCCUGCUCUCGCCCAAGAAGCCCUCCCUGCCCGUCUCCCUCAAAGCCGAAGAGAUGGAGGACAUGGAGUUGGACGAGAAACCCAUUCCUCUCUCCAUACUGGCCAAAGCGGCGAAGGCGGUGCCCUCUGGCUCCGCUACGCCCACACCGUCUCCAGGUGCCUCUCCAGCUCCAGCUCAUUCCAGCUCACCUUCCUCAGUAGUGAAGAAAGCCCCCAUUUCAUCUCUACUGCCCGUGUCUUCCCCAUUGCGCUCACAAGAGCACAAAGUUGGGGGGCUGAAAUGCCUGACCUCUAAUCUAUCCGCUGCCUCCGGAACCACAACAUCCAAACCGCUUUGGGCUCCGCAGGAGAACGAUGCUCCUCUCAACCUCACACUGGAUAUGGACUCCGACAAGGACAUCGUUUGUCAGCUGUGCGGCGCCUGGUUUGAGACUCGUAAAGGCCUAUCCAGCCACGCGCGAGCCCACCUGCGACACUUUGGCGUUGAGUACUCAGAGUCCAAAGGCUCUCCUAUUGAACUCCUGAGCCAGCUCAUGGACACAGAUGACUUCAAGCACAAGGCGAGUGUGCUGCAGCUGGACAGUCCCACGGAAACUCAGGACGUGUCCCCAGCGCUUCCCCCUACAAAGCAGUCGCUGCUAACGCUCUCUUCUUCUUCCUCCGCGUCACUCCUCUACAAGGUGACCACAGUUGGGGGUGGGUCCAAAGCUACCUCUUCCUCUUCCUCUGCCUCGUCUCUACCAGGUCCGCCUGCCAAGCGUCUCAAGACCUCUUCCAUGCAGGUCUUCCGCCUCAGCAGCGGGGAGCUGAUGGCCCUUCCACACAAUGAACCUCCAAAGGAAAUAGGAUGUGAGUACUGUGGGGAGUAUUUUGAGAAUCGCAAAGGCCUCUCCAGCCACGCCCGCUCCCACCUGCGCCAAAUGGGGAUUACUGAGUGGUCUGUCAACGGUUCUCCAAUUGACACAUUGCGGGAGAUCAUCACCAGGCGAGGCCUACCCUGCGCCCUUCCUCUCAAGCCUCUCAAGGCUCUCAAAUCCCCCCCACCGUCCUCUCCGGGACCUCCUCGUUCUCCUCUGUCACCUUCCUCGUCUCCACUCCUCAGUCGCCUGCCUUUCGCCUUCGCACGCCCGUCCAGUCCUCCUCAGUCAGUGAUGUCCAAAUCCAGCUCAGCUCCACCGAUGUCUCCGAUCAGCCUGGCUCUCAAGCCAAAGCCGGAGCCAGUGCAGGUGGAGGUCACUGCGCCUGGGUCUGUGGGAAGAGCCGGAGGUUUUCCGGUUGAGCCGCCGAGCUCAAACUGGAGCAAGUCCGACAAAGUUUAUCCCCUUAACCUAGCCAUGGCCCAUGAAGUGGAGCCUACGAGGGACAUUCGAUGCGAGUUCUGUGGGGAAUACUUUGAGAACCGCAAAGGUCUAUCCAGCCACGCGCGCUCCCAUCUGCGGCAAAUGGGYAUCACGGAGUGGUCUGUCAAUGGCUCGCCCAUCGACACCCUUAGGGAAGUCAUGCACAAGCGACGGUCCAGUAGUUCAUCUCGCUUGGACCAAGGAGUGAAGAAAGAGUCAAGGCAAGGAACCAACAGUCCACUGUGGGAAAACGCGGCAGGAGCCCGUGGCUCAGACGGUUUGGGUGUUUCAGGUUACCAGUCCUCCAAGUUUCGUAAGUCUCCUCUCAGUUUGGUGCAGUCCGGGUCAAGGAUGCUCAAGCAGGGCCUCGGCCCCGUGGGUCCAUCUGCCUCCCAACCUGCAGGGAAGUUGUUCCGAUUGUCCCCUCUGGCCAAAAGGCCCAUGUCAGAUAAGACCCAGUCAGCAGAGGCUGUUGCUACACAUGCACAUCGACUUAAGACUUUCCCAUCGCUUCCACACGAUUUCUCCUACAAAAGGAAACCUUCACCAGAAAAGCACGGACACCAGGACCCCAGUUGUGAGCUGUGCGGCUUUUACUUUGAGAAUCGUAAGGCUCUAGCCAGCCAUGCGCGAGCCCACCUGAGACAGUUUGGCGUGACUGAGUGGUCUGUGAACGGGUCGCCUAUCGAGACGCUUAGUGCUUGGAUACGCAGCAGACCACAAAAGGUCCUGGAGAUGCACCGCAACUACAUGCAGGGUAACCGCUCCUCCCUGAAGAAGGUAAGGACCACUCUGUCUUUGUUGGAAAUGCACCGCCAAGGUAGAAUUUAAGGUAUUCAUGCCUGUUUAACUUUAGCUCAUUUGGGAAAUCGUCACCUUCUGAAGUCAUUUUUUGAAAAGUGAUUUUGGCAAAAAAAUAAAUUAAUACAUUUUAAAAAAUCACUUCUAGGAAGGUGACAAUAGGACAACCACAAACUCUGGUGUUUUUGGGGGAUUUUUUGUGAUAAACCAACACAAAGUUUGUUUAAAAUUUGAACUGUGCUUUUUGCAUUUGUAUUCAUCUUACUUUCUUCUGAUACCCUUAAAUCAAAUUUAGUGGAAAUGUUUGCCUUAAUAGUUACUUGAGUUUAGUUUGGUGUAAACUUAUAUCAGUUUACAGUCAUUCAACUCAAGAUCAGAAUAUUUUUUAAAAAUUCAUUUAUUUUUGUGUCAGUACAAUAAGUGAAACAUUCUAUACAUUAAUUACAAAUACUGAUGUUUUCAAGACUUUAUUUCUGGUAAUUAAUAUUUUUGCUUACAUCUGAUGACGUAGAGGUUUACCUCCCAGCAAAACAAGAACCUUAAAAAUACAGCCAGAGCUACAAUUUUCAUUUUAUUUUCAUUAGAGAAUAUUAAUGUGCCAGAAAGACCCACCCAAAUUGAUUUGAGAAUCUGUGGCCAAACUUACAAAUGUCUGUUUACAGGCAGUCUUCAUCAUGUCUCACAAAGGUUAUGAUUCUGCAGAAAGAAUGGACAAAAAACCUCCUUUGUUUAGAGCCGCAGCUGUAUUUUGAAAACUAAUGUACGCAGGUUUUGGAUAUCUUUUCCUUUUGAUACACAUUUAUCUGCGAUGCUGUGUGGUUCUAUCACAUAAAAUCCCAGUAAAAUAAACGUCACAUCCAAUAUUUUCCAUAAGGCUCUCUCGAUGUUCUUUUUAAAUGCAGAUGUGUGGUUUGAUUUUUGAUUAACUUGCUGGUUAAAAAAAAACUAAAAAACUAUCUUCGGUUUAAAAUCCUUGUUUUCUUAGCAGGUGCCCAGGUAAAUACGUAGUAAAAGCCGAUAGCCUGCUGUGCUGUUUCUUCAGUUUUCUCCUUCCAGGGUCUUUAAACAGCCUUCCUGCUUUCAGAUCAGUCAGGCCUCUGCUGGCUACACGACAGACAUUUUGUGUCCUGGAAAGCUGCAGACGUGUUGUCUCGCAGCUCAGAGCUUUACUGUUGAUCCUGUGUCUUUACUCCCUGUAAAAAAAAUCACUGUGGGGACAGAUGCCAGAACGACUCUGCUAUUCACUUGAUAGUUACCAUAGUAACCAGGGUGCCUGGCAGCUUAUGUUUCAUCUUCAGAUAAAUUAUAGCAAGCUGUUGAUGGAAAAAAAUGUGUCGAGUCUUUUUUUUUUCCCCCUCUCCUGUUCUGAAAUUAGUUUCUGGUGCAUUUGCGUCACUCUCUCUCACACCUUUUCUCCAAGCCCUGAUUUGAAACACAUAUGGAGCAGGUCCUACUCUUUAAAUAUCUUUGGGAUUAUAUUGCAAAAGGUUUUUUUUUUUCAACCCAACUAAUAGAUAGGCUGGUGUCAAAACUGCAGCAAUGUUAAACACAUAAAAUAAUCAGAAACCUAUUUUUUAUUGUUGUUAUUGAGGUAACAAUAAAAUGUAAGACUUUAAAAAGGAAUGAACCACAGAGGUAGAGAUGGGUUUUAGAAGUUAUGUUUUUACAGACCAGAUAGCACACAGCCUUGGUGGUGCUUGUGUUCAAGCUGAUUAGAUGUUUCAGGGUGAAGUUGGGUGGGGUUGUGAUGUGAGGAGUGUGAUGCCGUCUGUCUAAUAAUAGGGAUGAUGUGUCCUAGAGAAGCCUCUUCCAUUAGUGAGAUUGCACUAAAACUUGUUUGAGUGCCCUGCAAAAAUAUCCACACCCCUUUCUCUACAUUUUUUGUCACAUUGCAAUGUCAAGUUUAUUUUAUUUUAAAAUAGGACAAGAUGUAUUAAUAAACAUUUACAUGGAAAUAUAUAUGAUUAUAGGCAAGUGACUAAUUUCCAUCGUUUGUCUCAUUGGCAAGUGGAUGUUAACACACAUAAUAAAAAUGUCAAUGUUGACAUUUUUUGAUUUUCCAAGAUCCAGUACUGCAGUAAUCUUUCCUUUAUUUCAUAGGCAUUUUAUUUGUUAGACCAACAUUAUACGCAAUUUUAAGACUUCUUCUUCACAUAAAGAUCUGAAAAUUGAGGCUUGUAUUUGUAUUCGCCCUACCUGAGUCAACACUUUGUAGAACCACCUUUCCACCAGCUUUUGAGCAUCUUGAAACUGAAAUGUUCUUUGCAAAAUAGUCGAGCUCAGUCAGAUUUAACAGGGAACAUCUGUGAACAUCAAAUUAAAGUUUCACCACAGAUUAUCUCAUCUGACCUGUUCCAUCGUAGCUCUGGCUGCAUGCUUAGACUCAUCUAGCAGCUUUUCUUUUAGGCUUGCCCUGUAAUUUAUCUCUAUUUACGUCAAAUUAACUCUAAACCAGCUUCUCUGUCCUGAAUGUAUAAAAGCACCACCACCAUUUUUCAUGCUGGGGAUGGAUUGGUAGGUAGGUGUGCAGUUACUAGCAUGAGUUUCGAUCACCUUUAUUUACACUGAGAUUAAUUUACACAUUGGUUACUUCCAAAGGCUAUUGAAUGCACUAGACUUUAUUUAGGGGUAUCAGAGUAAAGAGGGAUUUUAGUGUACUUCUUUUUGAACCAAAGUUAUUUUUGUAACUUUCCAUUACAAAAAUUUAAAGUUACAAUUAACACUAAAAAAUAAGUU
Molecule: messenger RNA, 5374 nt
Organism: Poecilia reticulata (guppy)
Lineage: Eukaryota; Metazoa; Chordata; Actinopteri; Cyprinodontiformes; Poeciliidae
Source: RefSeq, a predicted model, not a curated record